ACCAAGUGUCGAGAGCAGUGGUGGGAGAUGCGGACAGGACGUAAGGAAGACGUCAAUAAAGAGAGUAGAUUCCUCAGCGCAAUGGAUCAAAUGCUGGCUAUUCUCUUGCUCCUCCACCACGUCCAUCUUAGCUCCGCUGACACGGAGGAGGUGCAGGUGCAGGUGCAGGUGGUCAUCAACAGCACGCCCUGCAGCGUCACGUGCGGCAUGGGCGUCAAGGUGCAAACGGUUUGCAAGCUGAAAGAUGGCCAGAAGGCACUGGAGGAGAAACAUGAGGCGUUUCCCCAAGGAGACGAGGAAUUGGAACAGUGUCAUGAUGUGGAAGUGAGGUGUCGAGAGUCGUGGCAGUGUGGACUAAAGACAGUCACCAUGACAACAGGCGAGAGGCUGGAGCUCAACUGUCUGGUGGAGAACAACAAAAAGCUGGUGAAUAAGCUCUUGUGGAGGGUGUCAUGGCACCGCGCCACAGGGGUGAUCAGCUCUGAUGACUCGCUCUUCGCUCGCUGGGAGAGUCCGCAGGUUGACCUGGUCGUUCUGGACCCGGUCAAGGAGGAAGAUGCAGGAACAUACCGCUGUGACGUGCUGGAUGCCAAUUUCAGAAGGUUGAAAACGGUUUACUGGGGAGUCCGAGUGCUGCCAAGAGGAGUCCUGAAUCUGGACUACGACCACGCUCAGAGUGUGUGGGAGUCACCUUGGCACUGGAAGAAGCACAUUGUGUCAAUCCAGCAUGACGCCCGGAUCCUCUGGCUUUAUAUCAUGCUGACUAUUUUGAGCCUUCUCAACGUGGCAGCGGUGGUCAUCCUGGUGGUGAGGAUGUUGAAGAACAGAGCAUCUUAUAAAAUCCCUGAGGAUGCAAACUGCGCUGAAACUAUGUCACAGCUUUGACAGCCCCUACCAGUCAACAUUGACAACGUCCACACAAACCUUUUAUGAAUGUUAGAAGUCUUUAUUCUGUUUUCUC
Molecule: messenger RNA, 961 nt
Organism: Phycodurus eques (leafy seadragon)
Lineage: Eukaryota; Metazoa; Chordata; Actinopteri; Syngnathiformes; Syngnathidae
Gene: tmem81
Product: transmembrane protein 81
Exons: 7
Coding region: 28-885 (285 amino acids)
Source: RefSeq, a predicted model, not a curated record